AAACAAUUUUUCUAUCUGUAUGUAAAACGAUCCUUGAAUAUUUAUUAACUCUAAUAAAAAUGCAAACCCAGAGGGAGUCACCUGUCCAGUGAAUACUGAAUACUUUGAAAGUUUUGAGGUUAUAUCUAAUUUCUGCAAGGACAACAUUCGUCGCGUUAUCGUGAUAGAGUAAUAUUCGCGUAAAAUACUGUCCCAUUCAUCGAACCAGAGAUAGAGCUGUUGCGUUAAUUAUGUGAGCAGUGAAAGCUCGCGGGUUAAUUCUAUGUCGAUGUCAUGUCGGCUCCAAAUAACGUUGAAACAAUGCGGGCGCACAGGUUGGCCUAUCUGGCCGUCUGACAAAUAUGAAUUUGUGACAUAAUCUCGUAAUUUUUGUAAUCGAACAUGGUCAAAGAAAAACCAAAUUCAAUCCGUAUUUACGAUUCGGAAGGGUAUAGACGUAGAGCAGCAUGUAUCUGCGUCAAAAACGAUCUUGAAGAUGAGGUACUUUUGGUUACAUCGAGUAGAAGACCGGACAGUUGGAUAGUACCCGGUGGAGGUGUCGAGCCGGAGGAGGAACCUGCCGUGACUGCACUGCGAGAAGUCAGAGAGGAAGCUGGAGUUUUGGGACAGUUGGGUCGGUGUCUAGGCAUAUUCGAGAAUGUAGAACACAAACAUAGAACACAAGUGUGGGUUAUGCGGGUAACCGAAGAGCUACCAGAAUGGGAAGAUUCACGUGCUAUCGGUCGAAAGCGAAAGUGGUUCUCUAUACCAGAGGCCUUGCUUCAGCUUGCUCAGCACAAACCCGUCCAGCGUUCUUAUAUACACAGCCUCCACAAUACUAAUCCUCGAAACAAUCCCAAUAUCUCGCCACCUCACCAUUCGCAUACCACUGUGACAUCCAUUCAAUUAAUGAAUAAUUCUAGUAACAAUCCCCAUCUUAACAAACACAGCUAAUAUUAAAUACCAUCCAUUUGCGUGAACAAUUGCCAUCGAAUGUUGAAUAUUCGUUGCUGCUCCUUUUCCUUUCUUCGAUUACAGUGGCCGCUGCAAUUGUAUUUUGUACGUAAAAGGACACAAAGCAUGUAUCUUCUCCUUUUCUCUGGUUUUCUUUCCCUCUUCUGUUAUUAGCGGCAAAAUUUCUACGGAUCAUGUUACUACGAUUACUAUUACUAUUACAUGAUUAUUACUACUAUUACUAAUUACUAUGCCAUUAAUAUUGCUACUCUACUAUUACUACUACUAUUAUUACCACCAACACUGUUAUUACUAUUAUCACAAUUGCUAUCGUUAUCUUCGUCAUUGUCAUUACUGUUACAUUUGUUUGUAUAAAUUACUUAAUAAACUGGUCCACGGAGGAGCAGUUUUUCCAGCUUGA
Molecule: messenger RNA, 1354 nt
Organism: Hylaeus anthracinus
Lineage: Eukaryota; Metazoa; Arthropoda; Insecta; Hymenoptera; Colletidae
Gene: Aps
Product: diphosphoinositol polyphosphate phosphohydrolase 1
Exons: 3
Coding region: 382-933 (183 amino acids)
Biological process (GO): diadenosine hexaphosphate catabolic process; diphosphoinositol polyphosphate metabolic process; diadenosine pentaphosphate catabolic process
Cellular component (GO): nucleus; cytoplasm
Molecular function (GO): bis(5'-adenosyl)-pentaphosphatase activity; endopolyphosphatase activity; bis(5'-adenosyl)-hexaphosphatase activity
Source: RefSeq, a predicted model, not a curated record